Molecule: messenger RNA, 4672 nt
Organism: Eptesicus fuscus (big brown bat)
Lineage: Eukaryota; Metazoa; Chordata; Mammalia; Chiroptera; Vespertilionidae
Gene: HEG1
Product: heart development protein with EGF like domains 1
Exons: 18
Coding region: 1-4317 (1438 amino acids)
Biological process (GO): heart development
Molecular function (GO): calcium ion binding
Source: RefSeq, a predicted model, not a curated record
AUGGCCUCGCCGCGCGCCUCGCGGUGGCCGCCGCCGCUCCCGCUGCUGCUGCUGCUGCUGCUGCCGCUGCUGCUGCCCGCCGCCCCCGGGACACGGGGCCAGCCGUCCGCCCCGGGCCGCGGGGCGCCUCUCGCAGGCGCGGGGCUGGCGCGGCCGCCGGAGCCCGGCCCCGAGCACGAGCUGCAGGCGCCGCCACCCGCCCCGCCCCGGGCGCGCCGCGGGCCCGCGCCCCCCGGACCCCGCCGGUCGGCCCCUGCGCCGGACGCCGCUGUCCCCCGAGGCGGGAGCGCGGCUGCUGUACGGAACCACUGGCCAGAAGGCAACACUGAGCCCCACGCAGGAAACGUCACCUUUGAUCAGAAUCAAGCGGACUUUUCCACGUUGGCCUCCGAGGAGGGGGUGAAGGUUCAGACCCCCGACCAGAGCCACGCUCCUUCAGAUGCUCCAGAAAACUUCACUCCGCACGCUGAAACAGCAGGUGCUGGAGGAGCAAACCACUCCUUGAGGAGAACCAGGGUCACCACUUCCCCUGCUGGGCCCGAGCGAGCAACAGCUCUGACUUCCCCGAGCACCACCUCAGCCUUGGGAAGGCUUCCCCUGCCAGCCAGCAGUCCAGGGUCAGAAGGAAGAAGUGCCCCUUCUCACCCAGAGAGCAGAACCUCCUGGGGUUCCCCGGCGAGGGACACGGGGCUCUCCGAAGAAGUGACCGUGCAGACCCAUGUGGCCACUUCAGUUCUGAGCCAGUCCUCUCGUCCUGCCUUGGAGAUGGGAGAAGAGGCCCCACUCUCCAGGAAGGGGAAUUCCUCAGAGCCAGAGCUCUCCGGGCUGGUUUUCCCCAGGACCUCGGCUUCCUCCCCGCCCUCAGGUCACUCCGCAGCUUCUGGAAGUAUGGACGAGCUAAACAACUCCACGGCUCCUCACAGCCCCUCGGUCAGCUGGGCAAAGAGUGUGCAGGUUGCCACCACCUUCCCCAGUGACGUCCCAAGGGUGACCCAGUCUUUAACUGUGAGCGCGGGACAGCUAAACGACACAGAAGGUUUCCCUGAGGACUCUGAAGUUGCCCCAACGUCAGCAUCACUUCAUUCUUCACCAGCUGUGGCCGAAUUGAGGAGAAACACCGGAAUGACCAGGAGUCUAGGGGAUGGGAAAUUCAGUGAGUCAUCCACAGAAAAUGGAUUUGGCCUUACAUCUUCUGAGGUCUCAGUGGGAUUUUGGCAAAAUGAUUCCCCAAUCUCGGAAGGACCCCAGCAGGCCAGCCGCUCUGAUAAGAGGAAUGGGAGCCCCGUGUCUCGGACUGAGUCUGUGUCUGGGUCAGUGCCGUUGGGCGGAGCUGGAGAGAGCACUGCACCCUGGAUCUUGACCAACAGCAAGACAUUUGAAGAUGUGACAGGAAGCUCUACUUCCUACCCUGGAGUUGUGAACUCUUCCGUUUUGACCCAGUUCUCAGCCUCUGCCCCACAGCCUAGAGGAAGUGACACCGUGCUGGGGGGAGGGAGCGACGCCGAGCUGGCCACCGAGUCUUCGUCCUCCUCCUCCUCAGAAAGCCUGGAGUCCUCAGCACCGCGCGGUGAACGCUCAACCACUGAAGAUGGUCCUGAGCUGGGAGUCAGUGCCGACCCACAGGAGGGGUCCGAGGGGACCCACGGAGCCCGCGCUCACAGCCCCCACACUUCAGCCACUUUCACUGGAAACGGGGAGCGCACACUGCGCUCCGUCACCAACCGGACUUCCGGGGAUGAGGGGCGCUCCCAGACGGCACCCCGAGAAGCAGAGAGCGCCACUCCCCAUGGGAACGUGACCGCGGCUGUCACUGGAAUUAUCUACCAUCCGGCGAGCGGCACAGACACCGAACGGAGGCCUUCCAGCCGCCACACAGACCACACCUACGUCUCCUCCACUUUCACCAAAGGGGAACGAGCACUGCUGUCCAUCACAGACAACAGCUCCGCCCCGGACACGAGGGAGAGUGCCACCUCUUCUGUUAAGAUCUCAAACUCCUCACGUUCGGACGCUCCUUCCCCGUCUCAGGUGCAGACGGAAAGAAGUAACGUCUCAUCCUUCGGAGGGGCGUACGCUCCUCCUUCCACUGAGUCCCUGGGUCUGCAUACAGCCCACCUCCCAUCCUACACGCCCACCAUGAAUACGUCAGGCGCCUGGGAUCUUCCGGGCACGCGUACUGGACGGGUCAGCGACUCGCCUCCUUCGUCGGGGCCGCCUCUGCCCCCGCCCUCCGUGUCACAGCCCCUCCAGUCCUUCUCCCCGACCUUAUCCUCCACCAGGGCCUCCGCUCACCCACCGGCGUCCACCCCCGACGCGCCCACGCCUUUGCCUUCCUCGCCACCCCCUUCGCCCGUAUCCCUGACAGUCCCUGCCCCUGUCUCAGUGUCCGUGUCCCAGGCAACCCUUUCGCCUUCAUCUCUUACGCUGGCCCUGCCCGGGGCCAGGGACACUCCCGUGACUGCAGUUCGGACGGCGACCGUGGCAUCGUCGGUGGCCAUGCUCUCCCAGAGCCAAACAGCGGAUCCUAAGAAUCAGAGCAACCCACACCACGAAAAAGUGGCCACGGAAUCAAAGCCCCCGAGCUGGGAGUCUCUGCCCACAGAGGCCCCGGUGAGCUCUGCUUCGGGGAUCCCCGUGGCCCCCGCUUUCACAGAGCCCUCCACGGAGCCAACCCUUCCAGCCACAAGCACCGGCUUGGCCCGGACGCCUCCAGCGUUGACAGCCACCACUCCCAAGACGCCCCCUCCCCCCGUGCCCACUCCCGACCCCUCGUCAAGCACAGCCACUCGGAUGGCCGGCCCCCCCGCAGUGCAGACCACGGCUGGGGAGCAGUUCUUGCCGACCAGCCCUGAAAUUCCAGCGCCACGGACCUCCACAGACGUCGUCGUCACCACAAAAAGGAACCAAGUGCCUGUCGAUGGUGCCACCCGACGGAGCUCCCUGACCAGCGUACCCACGUCAGCAACGGUGUUGACCACGGGCAGCCCGGCUUCCCAUUUCCUCAGGACAUCUCCCUCUCCCCGGAGCACCCACGCCUCUCCGGCGGAAGUGUCGUCCCCCCGGGCCACCACCUCCCGUGCUCAGAGCGGCACGCAGUCCCCCACGGCACGGUCGUCUCCAGCCUCAGUGAACAGCUGUGCCCCUAACCCUUGCCGCCACGAUGGGAAAUGCGUUGUGGACCCCGCCCGCCGUGGGCAUCGAUGCGUGUGCUCAGCUUCCUGGCAAGGGGAGGACUGCAGUGUGGAUGUGAAUGAAUGCCUCUCCAACCCCUGCCCACCCCUGGCCGUGUGCAACAACACUCAGGGAUCCUUCACCUGCAGAUGCCCCAUUGGGUACCAGUUGGAAAAAGGAAUAUGCAAUUUGGUUAGAACCUUCGUGACAGAGUUUAAAUUAAAGAAAACGUUUCCCAAUUCCACCGUGGAAAAACAUUCGGACCUGCGUGAAGUUGAAAACGAGGUCACCAAAACGCUGAAUAUGUGUUUUUCAGUGUUACCUGGUUAUACCCGAUCCACAGUUCGUGCUUCAGGAGAGUCCAGCGCCGUGGUCCUGUCGCUGCAGACCACCUUCUCCCUGGCCUCCAACGUGACGCUGUUUGACCUGGCCGACGGGAUGCAGAGGUGUGCCAACGCCUGCAGGGCCUCUGCUGAGGUCUGCCAGCUCUUGGGGUCGCAGAGGCGCAUCUUUAGAGCGGGCAGCUUGUGCAAGCGGAAGACCCCGGAAUGCGACAGGGAGACCUCCGUCUGCACGGACCUGGACGGGGUGGCGCUGUGCCAGUGCAAGUCGGGCUACUUCCAGUUCAACAAGAUGGACCACUCCUGCCGAGCGUGUGAAGACGGAUAUAGGCUUGAAAACGAAACCUGUAUGAGUUGCCCAUUUGGCCUUGGUGGUCUCAACUGUGGAAACCCCUAUCAGCUUAUCACCGUGGUGAUUGCAGCAGCAGGAGGCGGGCUUCUGCUGAUCCUAGGCAUUGCACUGAUUGUCACCUGCUGCCGAAGGAAUAAAAAUGACAUAAGCAAACUCAUCUUCAAAAGUGGAGAUUUCCAAAUGUCCCCGUACGCUGAGUACCCCAAGAAUCCUCGCUCGCAGGAAUGGGGCCGAGAAGCUAUUGAGAUGCAUGAGAACGGAAGCACCAAAAACCUCCUCCAGAUGACGGACGUGUAUUACUCGCCCACAAGCGUAAGGAAUCCUGAACUUGAACGAAAUGGACUCUACCCGGCCUACACUGGAUUGCCGGGAUCUCGGCAUUCUUGCAUUUUCCCGGGACAGUACAACCCGUCUUUCAUCAGCGAUGAGAGCAGGAGAAGAGACUACUUUUAAGUGAGAAGAGAGAGGAGUCCAUUGCUCUGAGCGAGUGGCUGGGACCGCUGUUGCUCAGAGGACUGCACGGGGCCCGCCUGGGCUGCUCCCAGGACUGUGGAGCCGCGCUGGAGGGGCAGGCAGGAAGAGGGACAGGAGUGAGGGGCGUGGCCACAGCAGAAGGGCACCGGUGGAGCCCGUGGACGUGCCACCGCCGGCCGCUCAUUUGUUGUUACUGUGAAUGUGCACAUGGCCAGUACCGGGAGGUCUCGGCGCGACCGCGGCUCCACUGGCUGCAGGGAUGACGCCGGCUAGGGCAGCUCGCUGGGCACCACUGCAAGCACCGGGGUCUCCUUCGUUUGCACUUUAGUACAUU